AUGGCUUUGCCGUGGUCUCUCGUCCUGGUCCUCCUGUGCAUCUUACAUCUCCAUUCAACACCAGAUGCACGACGACUGAAUGAUAAGGACGAAGCCCAUGCAGAAAGUCAGCUCUUUUCCCUGAAGGCCGGCAGCGGCGGCGGCGGCGGUAGAGGGUUUGGGAUCGGCAUAAGCCAUAACGGGUCGGGAACAGACGUGGCGAUUGGCGCCGGAGUGGGCGGCGGCGUCGGUACCACUCAUGGUGGUGGAGCUAGCGCCGGGGGUGGUGCCGGCGUCGGAGCCGGGAUCCACGUCGGAAAAGGUGGGGUGGACGUCGCGAUAGGGGUCGGCGGAGCUGGUGCGGUGAGUGCUCGCAAUGGUAGUGUCCAUGCCGGUGGUGGUGGAGGAGCCGGGGUUGGUAUCAGCGUUGAACAUGGGCACGUCAGCGUGAGCGGCGGAGGUGGACUCGGAGGCGGUGGGGGGAGCGGCGGCAGCGGCGGUGGAGCAUCGGGAGGUGGAAGCGGAGUCGGGAGCGCCGGAGGGGUGGUGGCACGCGGUGGAGGGUACGCAAGUGCCGGCGGUAGCGGCGGAGGGGGUGGAGGAGGCGGAGAUGGGUCAUCAGGUGGGGCUGAGGGAGGUGGUAGCGGCGGCGGCGGCGGUCGAGGUUGA
Molecule: messenger RNA, 648 nt
Organism: Musa acuminata AAA Group (dessert banana)
Lineage: Eukaryota; Viridiplantae; Streptophyta; Magnoliopsida; Zingiberales; Musaceae
Product: glycine-rich cell wall structural protein 1
Exons: 1
Coding region: 1-648 (215 amino acids)
Source: RefSeq, a predicted model, not a curated record